This is a messenger RNA of Agrilus planipennis (emerald ash borer), 832 nucleotides long. RefSeq lists its product as uncharacterized. Lineage: Eukaryota; Metazoa; Arthropoda; Insecta; Coleoptera; Buprestidae. The transcript is spliced from 3 exons. The record is from RefSeq and is a predicted model, not a curated record. Bases 156 to 773 code for a protein of 205 amino acids.
AUGCAGUUGUUAGACGCUCCGAUUCUGUAGACAAUAGGUUGGCAAGGUAUGUAGUACUAGAAAUAAAUUGCUACGUAAGAGCACUUUAUUGUAUACAUUGGUUAAAUACCGCAUCAAAAGAUGAACUUCAUCUCGAUCUAAGAAGAAUUUUUGACAUGUACAUAAAGAUCAUGAAGCUACCCAGAUACAGAAAAGCUUUACAAGUUUUUGCGAAAUUAUCAAAACUGAAAUACACGCAUAUCUACCUUUUUCAAUCCCUUCUGAACGAAAUCGUCCAUGAAGAUGAGUUUACAAAACUCUGGAAGAAGAUAAGCCAUGAUAGCCAUGAAGACCUGGAAGAUAUAACUGAUUACGACAUUUGGAGCGCGCCUAGUAAAGUUUUAGAUGAUAACAAGAAUAGAUAUAAGAAGAACAAGAAAAAGCAAGAAGCGGAAAGCAUUAAAGUACAAACGCCUACUAUUAGAAAUCAAUUUAAAGAUGACCUUUCACCAAUUAUCACAAACAGCCAACCAAUUAUUAAUUUUCAUGACAAGAAAGCAUCAACAACACAUCACCAUUCAGUUGACUCUAUAUUAAGUGCUCUUAAAAAUGUCACUAGAAAUAUCAGUCUUUUGCAAGAACGAAAACGAAGUAAACGUCGAAAUGAAGAAGAAGGUUGUAAUUGCAGAAAGUACGUAAAGGGAAACACCACACACACAACUCCAAGUAAGCCAGCUGAUGAAUGCACGCUUUGGUUACAUGGCUAUAAAUACUACAUUUUGAAUCUCCAAUGAGUUGCGUAUGAACUAUUAAUCACAACAACUAAUGUUUAUGAUUGUAGUGAUUUGUGAGU